Molecule: messenger RNA, 1554 nt
Organism: Micropterus dolomieu (smallmouth bass)
Lineage: Eukaryota; Metazoa; Chordata; Actinopteri; Centrarchiformes; Centrarchidae
Gene: slc18a3a
Product: solute carrier family 18 member 3a
Exons: 1
Coding region: 1-1554 (517 amino acids)
Biological process (GO): transmembrane transport; xenobiotic transport; chemical synaptic transmission
Cellular component (GO): membrane; AP-1 adaptor complex; terminal bouton
Molecular function (GO): acetylcholine transmembrane transporter activity; xenobiotic transmembrane transporter activity
Source: RefSeq, a predicted model, not a curated record
AUGGAGCCGGAGGGGACCACAGAGGGACAAGCCAAUAAUUUAGCGCAAUCUGCCGCCUCCAAACUGUCCAAGAUGGGCGAAAGAACUAAACAACUGGGCAAUGUAAUCCAAGACCCAGUUCGCCAGAAACGGAUUAUUCUAGUAAUAGUCUGUGUAGUACUUUUGUUAGACAACAUGCUUUACAUGGUAAUUGUGCCAAUUAUACCCGAUUACCUUGAAGGGCUACAGAAUGCAGCGGAUCUUGCCCAAGCUGCUGCACCACACAUCAACUCCACUAACAGCACCCAAGUACCCAAGGGGAACUUCGACCUACAGAUUGGUGUUCUUUUUGCCUCCAAGGCCAUCCUGCAGCUCCUAGUGAACCCCUUAAGUGGAACAUUUAUAGACAGAGUCGGAUACGACAUUCCACUCUUCAUCGGUCUCAGUGUCAUGUUUCUCUCCACCAUUAUUUUUGCCUUCGCAGAUAACUACGCGACUCUGUUCCUGGCGCGCAGCAUGCAGGGCCUCGGCUCGGCUUUCGCGGACACUUCGGGGAUAGCUCUGAUCGCAGACAAGUACCAAGAGGAGAAAGAGAGGAGCAAAGCGCUGGGUAUUGCCUUGGCUUUCAUUUCUUUUGGAAGUCUUGUGGCGCCCCCCUUCGGAGGUGUCCUCUAUCAGUUCGCAGGGAAGCGGGUGCCUUUCCUGAUUCUGGCCUCGAUCUGUCUCAUCGAUGGCAUAAUGUGCCUGAUUGUGCUGAAACCUUUCUCUAAUCGAGAGAGAGAAAACAUGCCAGUGGGAACCCCCAUCUAUAAACUGAUGAUUGAUCCAUAUAUUGCUGUAGUGGCUGGUGCUCUGACAAUUUGUAACAUCCCUCUAGCCUUCCUGGAGCCCACAAUCGCCACCUGGAUGGAGGAGAACAUGCACGCCAGUCAGUGGCAGAUCGGUAUGACGUGGUUCCCUGCCUUCUUCCCUCAUGUCUUAGGUGUAUAUCUCACUGUCAAAUUAGCAGCCAAGUACCCACAUCUCCAGUGGUUUUACGGGGCUAUAGGUAUGGUGUUCAUAGGCGCAAGCUCCUGCACAGUGCCAGCCUGUAAAAACUUUGGACAGCUCAUGAUCCCUCUGUGCGGAAUCUGUUUUGGCAUCGCCUUCGUGGACACGGCGCUCCUGCCGACACUGGGUUUCCUAGUGGAUGUGCGACAUGUGUCGGUGUAUGGAAGUGUGUACGCCAUUGCAGACAUCUCUUACUGCGUGGCCUAUGCCCUGGGGCCGGUGGUGGCAGGACAGAUAGUGCACGACCUGGGCUUUGUUCAGCUCAACUUGGGCAUGGGCCUCGCCAAUGUACUUUACGCACCGGCGCUCCUUCUGCUGAAGAACGUGACAAAGAUGAAACCUUCUUUCUCCGAGCGAAAUAUGCUCCUGGAGGAUGGCCCAACGGGACUGUAUGAUACGAUUAAGAUGGAGCAACGAGAGAAGAAGAGAAAGGGGUUGUGCACAACGAUCGACGAGAACGGCACUGAAACCUUUGCGCAACGGUCGUAUUCAGAGGAGGAAUCCUCAGGAGGAGAGUAUGCGUAA